AAAAAGCCUGAACCACAUUUCCUGUCUGUAAGAAUGCAGGGGAAGAAAAAACUAGAGACUUUUAAGACUGAUGGCAACUCUGGAGAUAGAUUUAUGCUGUCAGAUCUGAAAUAAAAGCACUUCCAAGGUCUGCCAACAUAACGUAACUUGAUUUCCAGUUGGAUAAAGAGGUGGGGAGUGUUCCUAAAAACAACAAAACGAGUUACAGAAAUGGAAUGCCACCCUUCUGUCUGGGGAGUUUUGGUCUUUCUGAGUCUGGCUCUGAUUGUUUCAUUGAUACUGAAUAUUUCACACUAUAUGAAAAAGAAGCAAGAAACUAAAAUGUAUAAAGACUAUGAAGACAACAGUCCAAGCUAUGAUGACCAUUACACAGAAGAUGACCCAGUUUACGGCAAUCUCAGUCAAGAAGUUUUAGAGGAAUGUUGUUAUGAGCAGAUGAAGUCCCAGCCUCAAAUGCCAGUUAACCAGCUACAGGUGGAGCCUGACCAUCAGAUGUGUUAUGCCUCACUCGAUCACAGUGUCAAGGGAAAACGCAGAAAACCAAGGAGAAAAAAAGACCCUUCAGUAGAGGAUGAAGAAAGAUCAUCCAAACCCACCAUUAUCACUUCAAAAGUUAGCAUUUACCUCAACAGUGAUCAGCUGGCUGCUGAAAACACAGUAAACGUAGAAGCCAUUCAUGACGAUCCCAUAAGACUAAUGGGUUUGAUUCAUACAUCAGAUGGAGAGGACAUUUGAAGUAGCUUCAUGAACCAAAUAUGCAAUCACAAAGUGAGAUCUGCUUUGGUCGUUCUGGAGGAACGGUGAACAAUUAAAGAUUGUAUCCUGUCAAACUGACAUACCAAAUAUAGGUGUAAAACAGGUAAGUGAAAUGUUCCAAAUUGUCUUCCAAGCAAAUCCACGGACUAAGCAAGAACUAACUAUAGGUCCAGACUGCCAUUUUAAAGGGCCUGUCCUCCUGAAGAAGUUUUGAAAGGGAAUUGUAGGAGCAGUAUCACAGCAUUCACAUGGUAUUCAAGUCAAAAUUAAACCUUCGUUUAAAACAACCAUCAACCUUCAAACAGUAACAAAAGACCUACUCAUUUCUGUCUAAGAACUCCUGCACAGUAUGACUGUUCUUCUGUAUAGGUUUUCACAAUACUUUUGGAAAGAAAUGGUGUUUUGCACAAGUACACUUAACGAUUUAGUUGUUUUCCCAGUUAAACGCUGAUCUGCUAUUCAACAUUGUGUACUUCCCCACUGUCAGUAGCCUACGGUAUUAAAAUAUACUUAAAGCUAAUUGCAGAAUAAUUUAACAACUUGUUUUAAGUAGUACCUGUACAUCUAGGCAGAUUUAAAAAAAAAACAACUGAUAUCUUCAGUUUCCUUCUGUGAACAAUAUUAACAUACGUAUCAAAUCUUCAUUCCUCUAUUAACAGUAUUUUAUUCACCUGUAUUCAAGAAUAAGAUAUUGACAAAUGAUCUGUACCAAUAAAUCUCCUGUAGAGGAUUUUUUCCUUCUAAAAUUAUAUUUGAUAUUUAAAUUCCUACAGGGUUUUACAGUGCAUUUAUCUUUUUUUUUUUUUUUAUAGAAAGUUUUUUAUUUCCUAAGUUAUUUACAUACUGGUUGCACUCAUAAGAUAGCAAGAAUUUAUAGUAAGGAUUUCUUUUUGUAGCACAUUCUGGGAGCCAUUAAAUAGUAGUAGCAGAAAACGAGACAUGCUGAUGUACCAUGCCUACCUCUAGAUGUCAGAAAGUUCUGCCUUCUCAAAAAAAAUAUUAGUGCCUUUAAAAUCUAUACUUGAAAUGUAUACUUGAAGGACUUGAAAUGCUCAAGGACAUCAGAAGCCUGACAGCAUCUCAGGUCCUGAAGGAGACAGCAGCCUUGAAAGCAGUUAGAAAAAACAAACAACUUAUAGUAUUAAGAGCCAACACCUCUGGAAAAAGCAGAAGUGGCUGCCUCUGUCAAGAGAUGCAACAAAUUUAUGAAGAACAACAAAUGUAAAAGUUGUUUGACAGCCUGGCCCACAUUUAGUUUAGUUUAGUUAACAGAUCUCUCUCACAUGCCUUAACUUCUAUGCUAGACCAAGAUGAAUGACCCAACCCCUGCAGACCAAGCUGCUCAGUGUCUUGUACUAGCAUGGAGUUUUAUGUGCAGAGAUCAAAUCAAUAUGUUUGACCAUUAGAUCCCAGAAACAAGGCAGACUCAGUAGCAUUAAACUGAUUGUUAUCAUGGCCAUUGACCGAUUAACAUUGGAGAAACAGGAAUAAAUAUUUGUGAAGAAUCAAUUAAAAACACACGUACACCAUCACUGUAAUGGAGCAUCAUAUUAAAUGAUGAUGCUGACUGAAAUCCCAAGGAGGGGAAAAAAACACAACAAAAGUCAAAUCCAAAAUCCAAAGCUAAACAGUAAGAUUAUAGAGCGCAAAGUACUACCUUAAUUUGAUCGGGUUGGAAAGAGCACCUUGUUUUUUAGCAGGAGCAAAGGAAGAAUAAACAAGCUAUUUACAAGCUCUUGCAUAGCUUCAAAAUAGUUUGACAUAUAUCAAAAUAGUUUGACUAGCAUUAAUGAUAUGUAAAAUAUUUCAAUUUAACUGACACCAAUCAGACGCAAUACUCAGCCCUGCGAAGCAAUUAGAAGUGAAAACUUUCUUAAACAGCCUUCUUAACAAGCUUUCUUAAACAGUAUAUAAGGAGAGUCCCAUGGAGCUUACUGUCAUUGUUUUUCCAACACAUAUAUGAAAAAAGGGAUGCUAUUAUUUUCAGUUAAUACAAUUUGUGUAAACUUUGUACAAGAGUUGCUAUUUCCCAAUUUUCUCUCAGUGUUUUCACUCUUGAUUACAUGUAUGCCUUCACUCUCAAAAUUCCAAGAUCAAAGAACUUCUGAGACUGAUCAUUAGAAAAAAUAUCAAUAGAAAUGAAGCAUACACUUCUCAUUGAGUAUACACAUAAUAAGCCCACUGCAUAAUGUUUUGGUACAUUUAGUUUCCUCUGUAUACUUAGCUUUCAUUGUUCAGUCCAGCUAUUUAUUUACUAAAAUAUUCAUCUGCUGUUUUUCCCUACAACUUUGUUUCCUAAAAGAACGGAGUUCUUUUGUAAAUAUCCUCCUUCAAUAUACACUUUCUUUCCGAUUUAAUCACUGUUAUCAAUAAAUUAUUCAUUGCUGCUCUCACAGCAUCAACUUCAGGAUCAUCUUUUGUCAGGCUUAUCAAUCCAAGGCAUUACUACUGCUGCUACAUGUCCAGAUUCAGUUUUAUUCCCCCAGAUCUCUACCUUCUGUUUGCUUAAAUAAGGCACUAACCCUUCCCCUCCCCCCCUUUUUUUUUUGCAUGGAUUGUUUUUAAGUGACUACUAAUUUUUAAAUGAAAGAGCAUGUUCAAUAUUGCUCCAUCUUCAAGCCAUUGACAAAGACUUAUGUAAGCUACCAUGCAUUUCUUAAAUUCAUUCUGUAUAGUUUCUUUAAAUCCAUUCUGUAUAAAGAGUUUCAGAAGUAAUUAAAGCAAAAUCAGAAAAGGAGAUCCUAGGUCUUGUUUUGUACUAUCUCAGUACCUUAACCUGUUUUUAUAGCAUUCUUUACAAAUAUUUUGAAGCAGACAGAUGCAGUUUGAAGCUGUCGUUAUAACAGUAAGCUUAGCAUUUGACUCAAGUAUCAGUUUGGUAGAAAUGUGAAAAAAUAAGCCUAAUAGGAAUACGGUGGCAGAAGAAGACUGCUUGGAAUUCAAGAAUAGAUAUGAAAACAGAGUAUCAAGUAGCACCAUUAAAUUUUCAGAGGUCUAGAACAGGUAUCCUUCAGCAGUCAUGACAGACCCUUGGUGAAAUCACACUUUUAAGAAUCAGAAGACAAACAAGUGGAUGUGUUCAAAUUCCAAAAAUAGUUGUGUAACUUUCUCCCAUUCCUUGCUACUGCUGGAACCAAAAAAGUUGCACUGGGAUGAGCUUAUCUUCCAACACCAGGAGUUUUUCCAAGAACUACCUCUUAAAAUUCUAAGCCAUUUCCAUAGGUGGAAUGAAUUAUUGCUAAGUUCUUUAAAAUAAACUUUUUUUCCUACCCUG
Molecule: messenger RNA, 4030 nt
Organism: Anas platyrhynchos (mallard)
Lineage: Eukaryota; Metazoa; Chordata; Aves; Anseriformes; Anatidae
Gene: TRAT1
Product: T cell receptor associated transmembrane adaptor 1
Biological process (GO): negative regulation of receptor recycling; positive regulation of T cell receptor signaling pathway
Cellular component (GO): T cell receptor complex
Source: RefSeq, a predicted model, not a curated record